Geodia barretti is the source of this 1905-nucleotide messenger RNA. Lineage: Eukaryota; Metazoa; Porifera; Demospongiae; Tetractinellida; Geodiidae. The record is from the annotation of a GenBank genome assembly.
AUGUUUGAUAAAAUAAUUCCCCGUAGUGAAGACUACGCAAAAUGGUAUACUCAGGUCAUCCGUCAAGCGGAGAUGGCUGACUACGCCCCCGUGCGCGGAUGUAUGGUAAUACGUCCUUACGGCUACGCACUCUGGGAAAACGUCAAAGAACAAUUGGAUACCCGGUUCAAAGAAACGGGACACCAAAACGCCGCCUUCCCGCUCUUCAUUCCGAUGAGUUUCAUUGAAAAAGAGGCGGAACACGUCGAGGGCUUUAAACCAGAACUCGCUGUCGUCACUCACGGCGGCGGGAAAAAACUGGAAGAACCGCUUGUCGUGCGACCAACAUCUGAAACCAUCAUCGGCUACAUGUAUAGCCAGUGGAUCCAGUCUUACCGAGAUCUACCAGUCCUUAUCAAUCAAUGGGCGAACGUAGUCCGCUGGGAAUUGCGUCCUCGUCUUUUUCUAAGGACGAUGGAAUUUUUCUGGCAAGAAGGGCAUACCGCUCACGCAACGCACGAGGAGGCUGAAGAAGAGACUCUUAGUAUCCUGGACCUCUACGCCGAUUUUGCGAUCAAUGAAGCCGCAAUACCCGUCAUCCGUGGACGUAAGAGUGAAAGUGAAAAGUUCCCUGGCGCACUAACCUCCUAUACCAUUGAAGCAAUGAUGGGUGAUAAACGCGCACUCCAAUCUGGCACCUCACACGACUUAGGGCAGAACUUCGCCAAAGCCUUCGAUAUUCAAUAUCUCGAUGCAAACCAGAAACAGCAGCACUGCUGGACAACCAGCUGGGGGGUGAGCACCCGAAUGAUCGGUGCAAUUAUCAUGACACACGGAGACGACCAAGGGUUAGUUCUACCACCAAGACUCGCACCCACUCAACUCGUCAUCGUGCCAAUCGUCCCUAAAAACAACGACAGCGAUAAGCAAGCAGUCAUGCAAGCCGUUGACGGCAUCUGUGAAACCUUGGGCAGUGUUCGCUACCACGUUGACGAUAGACACGAUCACUCACCGGGUUGGCGAUUCAACGAAUGGGAACUCAAAGGCGUGCCGUUACGUAUAGAGAUUGGUCCCCGUGAUUUGAGCAAACAGCAGAUUGUUCUCGCACGACGCGAUAUACCCGGCAAGGAAGGCAAAACGUUUGUGCCGAUUGACAACGCUGCCGAGACGGUGAAGCAGAUGCUUGACACUAUUCAAGCAGAUAUGCUCAAACGGGCAAUAGACUUCCGCGAUACGAAUACCUUUAAACCUACUACCUACGACGCGUUUAAAGAGGUUAUCGAAAAUGGAUUCGCACACGCACGCUGGUGCGGCGAUGCAGCCUGUGAAGAGCAAGUAAGAGAAGAAACACAGGCGACUAUCCGAUGCCUCCCGAUGGAUCAACCCGGUGGAGAUGGCAUCACGGGUCGUUCUGGACGUUUUCACACGGAGCAGUGUGCGGCUUACGGCACCCAGAUCGUUGCGGGUGCUGUCCCCGGCAGAGGUGGGUCCGAUGUAAAUGGCAUCCCUGUGUAUGACACUGUGGCAGAGGGGAUUGCAGCAACAGGAGCGGAUACCUCGUUGAUUUUCGUCCCCGCACGUUUCAAUGCGGCAGACUCUGUUAUGGAAGCGGCAGAAGCAGGAGUCGAACUGAUUGUCUGCAUCUCUGAACAUAUUCCUGUUCUCGACAUGGUCAAAGCGAAGGCGUUCCUUCAAGGAAAAUCGACCCGAUUAAUCGGACCGAACUGUCCUGGUGUCAUCACACCCGGUGAAUGCAAAAUCGGCGUUAUGCCCGAGUUUGCCUAUACACCCGGUAACGUCGGUAUCGUCUCCCGAAGUGGAACCUUAACCUACGAAGCUGCAUAUCAACUGAAGCGACUCGGUAUUGGGCAGUCCACCUGUGUCGGCAUCGGUGGCGACCCGGUGAUUGGGGACAAACUUUGUUGA